Messenger RNA from Neurospora tetraspora, 2764 nucleotides. Its product is annotated as acetylglutamate synthase. Gene Ontology annotation, biological process: L-ornithine biosynthetic process; L-arginine biosynthetic process. Gene Ontology annotation, molecular function: L-glutamate N-acetyltransferase activity, acting on acetyl-CoA as donor. Gene Ontology annotation, cellular component: mitochondrial matrix. NCBI's taxonomy places the organism in Eukaryota, Fungi, Ascomycota, Sordariomycetes, Sordariales, Sordariaceae. The record is from RefSeq and is a predicted model, not a curated record. Bases 304 to 2382 code for a protein of 692 amino acids. The transcript is spliced from 3 exons.
CAACAACUGUGGUCACUGUAUCCUCCCAGUGGCACCAGCCCCGGCCGUCCCUUGUUGACGCAUCGAGUACAAGAUAGUGACGGCGUCUGCUUUUCUCUCCCAACAUCGAGUGCUGUCUGAUCCCGAUUGAUUUUCUAGGAUAGCGGAACACAGCCGGGAAUGAUUUUGAUUCUCAGGCUCGCACUGGUUUCUUAGGUCGGGCGAGCCUGUAAAGGGUAUCGGGCUCUGCCAAGUUCAUUACGGGAUUUUGUCACUGUCAGCCAGCUCUUGCCUGUCAUCACACAAACAACAAAUUCAUGAGCCAUGUUUGUGCGAACCUGCCGCAGCUCGUGCAAUGCAUGGACCAACACUACAUCUAUAAAGCAGGUUCGCUCUGCGAGAACGCAUGAGUCGCUGAUCCGUUCUUUCGCAACAACGGCAUCACAGUCGAAACGUCAAGAAGCCGAGGCGGAGGAGAAGCGCCAAGUGAGCCCCAGAUUGGGGCCUUCUGCACCCAGAAGCUCGUACCCCUCGUCUGCUGAAGCGAGACAAAAGAGGGACAGUGACAGAGAGUUUCUUAUUUCCGUUCUUGAGUCGUCGGCCACAAAACGCGAUGCUCGAGGUUAUCUCCAAACUUUCGGCUCUCCCGCAGCCCUAACUAGCGCUGGGCAGAAGAAACCAUCCACCAUCGGUAUCUUGGGUGUUCCAGCCUCUGUGGCCGGUAGGCCUGCCUUUGUUCAAGGACCAGAAAAGGAAACUCCGGUCAAGACAAACGAAGCACCACAUGUGGCCAUCGUGAAGUUGAGGGCACCACAGGCAUGGGAUGACGUCCUCCUUGAUGGUGUUGCUAAGACCCUCACCAGACUGAGAGAUCUUGGUCUUCUGAGUGUGAUCGUCCUUGAUUGCGACGACAUUAGGCCCAAUCAAGCUUCUGGGUGGCACGAAACAGUCACAGAACAGACGGACAGACUCCUGAGAGCAAUUGGUCAGUAUGGAUUCCCGGCCGCCGAAGUGGUUGACUCCGGGAUAUGGAAGUCAACCGAAAAUCCCCAGAUUCCAUCAUCUAUCCCCUCCAACCCUCUUUACGUGGGGUUCGGAAAGGCGUUUACUACACCACUUGCCAAUGGUCACAUACUGGUCGUCCCACCACGAGCAUACUCCGACGCGUCUCUCCAAUACUCUAAAGCCGAUGCCAAUGACAUUGUUAUUGCCCUAACAACCUUUUUUGCGGGAUUUCAGUUUGGUCGACAAUAUUCGGACUACCGGGAGCUGGCGGAGAAGGUCAACGACGGUCAGCCUUUCCGAAGGGCUUUGGUUGAUCGGGUCAUCGUUAUCGAUCCUCUGGGCGGCAUCCCAUCCCACAGACAAGGUCAUGGCACACAAGUUUUCAUCAAUCUGGAAGACGAGUUCAAAAAUAUCCGAGACGCUCUCUACGAAAAAACUCAACCUACUUCGGCAGGCACGAAAGACGCCGGUGUCAGUGCCAGGGCUACGGUCCAUCUGGAAAACCUACGGCUCGCCAAAUCCACAUUGGCCUUACUUCCAUCAAACGCAUCCGUGGUGAUGACCAGUCCUGCGGAGGCUGCAAAUAUCAAUGUGUCAAAGCGCGACGGCCCGGAAGCCAAGCCCGAUGGGUUCGCGGGUGAAGUAAAGACGAGAACCUGGCGCAAUCCCUUGAUACACAACCUACUUACCGACCGACCCAUCUACUCAUCAUCGCUUCCGAUCGGCCGAAUCAAACCUACGCAUCAAGAUGAGGAGAUCGCUUUGUCACGGAUGCCCACAACUACCCUGGCCAAGAGAGGGCUGCCAGUAACCAUCUUCCCUGAUCCGAGGGUAAACCGUUGGCAACCACCGCAACCUGGUGUUCCUAGACUCAGGUUAACGGAUACGUGUAUCGAUUUACCUAGGCUGGUACAUCUGAUCAAUGACUCCUUCGGAAGAAAACUCGACGUCGAACACUACCUUAACAGAGUCAAGGACAGCCUCGCGGGAAUCAUCAUAGCUGGAGAGUACGAGGGAGGUGCGAUCCUUACGUGGGAGACGCCAUUUGGGCUUGACGAAGAGACGGCUUACCGGGAGGGCCGACUAGUGCCGUAUCUGGACAAAUUUGCGGUGCUACACAAGAGUCAAGGAGCCGGUGGCGUGGCAGACAUUGUGUUCAACGCCAUGGUUCGUGAUGCUUUCCCAGAAGGCGUCUGCUGGAGGAGCAGGAAGGACAACCCGGUCAAUAAGUGGUACUUUGAGCGGUCUCGGGGUGUGCUUAAGCUGCCGGAGAGCAACUGGGCCAUGUUCUGGACGACUCCGGAGGCGGUUUUGAACGACCAGAUGAUGAGAGAUUAUGAAGACGUGUGCAGGAAUAUUGCGCCUUCUUGGGCAGACACCACGAAACCAGCGGACUGAGGAAGGGCGUGGGGCCUUGGAAAUAGCGUAUGUUGGGUACACGUAAAGACUGCCAUGAGAGGCGCGUUUCAGUCGAGCUUGUCUUGGGAGACCUUUGAGGUUGUUUGCCAUAUCGAACUAGAGAAGGACCACCAUGUCCGUAUGGACCAGUUAUCUUGAUUCUUGACUGGGACGCCUGUCUCACUUGUCCGCCUUCACAGUGGGCGAUGUCCUUUCAUCAUGAUACGAAAACGUACUUGAAACGAAUGUGACAAUCAUCAGCCAAUCAGCUCUUUCGAGCCUUCAAGGUAUCGUAUCUCCACGUGCACGGUCUCCAAGAUGACAAGGACCAGUGGGGUUAUUAUCGGUGGGGCACCUUCCAGGCGCCGUACAUCACCAUCUC